Messenger RNA from Rhinocladiella mackenziei CBS 650.93, 2277 nucleotides. RefSeq lists its product as uncharacterized. NCBI's taxonomy places the organism in Eukaryota, Fungi, Ascomycota, Eurotiomycetes, Chaetothyriales, Herpotrichiellaceae. The record is from RefSeq and is a predicted model, not a curated record. Bases 1 to 2277 code for a protein of 758 amino acids. The transcript has a single exon.
AUGUUUCGCUGGUACCGUGACGCAGCAAAGUGCUACGUGUAUCUAUCGGACGUUCCAGUUCGUGGCGGAAACAAUAACCAGAAUGAGCCGACAUGGGAAUUGGACUUUCGGAAAAGCAAAUGGUUCACACGAGGUUGGACGCUUCAAGAACUCCUUGCUCCGGCAUCGGUUGAGUUCUUUUCACAAGAAUGGGAGUAUUUGGGCAGCAAGACUACGCUCGAGCGGCAAAUACACGAGACGACGCAGAUUCCUAUUAAGGCUCUCCGCGGCGCUCCUUUACCUACUUUUGGCGUUGAGGAGCGAAUGCGAUGGAGAGCCAAUCGCAAUACUAAAAAAGAAGAGGAUAAUGCGUACUGUCUACUGGGGAUUUUCAACGUCUUUAUACCUUUAAUAUAUGGCGAGGGAGAAAAUGCGUUUCGCCGACUUCGAGAGGAGCUCGCUAAGGCCCCAGAUGCUUGGCUUCAUGACACCAAAACCGCGUUACGAGCAUAUUAUUUGGAUGCCAAUCGUCCUUUGAUCCAACGGAUAUCUGGUGACCCGCUCCCGAUGGAUCGUUGCUACAUCAAUCUUGCUAUUGUGGAGCGAUCAAUUAGGGGGAACCGCGAGCGAGACUCCUCCCCUUUGUCCAUAUCCGCCGAGCCUGAAGUUGAUUCAACUGAUAAGGAUAGUCAGGUGUUGCUACCCGAGCUCUUCAGACAACGCAAAGGAUUGGACGGCAAGCCGUUUGUACCAAAGCGGAUCUUGAUUCGAGGACACGCGGGAGUUGGGAAGACCACGUUAUGCAAAAAGAUUGUACACGAUUUCCUCCACAACGGGAUGUGGCAGCCAUUAUUUGAUUGGGUUCUCUGGAUUCCUCUUCGGCACCUCAAAGGCAAUUUUGGGAGGAUAUAUACCCUUCAGAAUCUGGUCAAGAACGAAUUUUUUGCCCAGGAUCUGAAUGGGACACACUUUUCGCAAGCCUUGUGGAAGUUCACAGCUGAAGAAAGGACCAGAAAUAAAGUUUUGUUUAUCCUUGAUGGUUUGGACGAGGUUUCCCAGGAAUGGGACCCGGAGACCCCCAUGAAUAAGCUUCUUCGUUACCUUUUGCAGCAACCCCAAGUCAUUGUCACAUCCCAGCCAUACGGGAUCAAUCUGGAUAGCCUGGGACAAUUCGACCUACAUCUCGAGACCGUUGGAUUUCAGCCCAGCCAAGUCGAGGCAUAUGUGAAUGAUCCACACAUUAUGCAGGAUGAAACUUUGGCACGGGAGAUCUUGACAUUCAUCCGUGAGCAUCCACUUAUUCAAGAGCUCGUUCAGAUCCCGAUUCAACUCGAUGCGCUGUGUUAUAGCUGGGACCAAGAUCUCCGCCAAAGCGACAUUUCCAAAUCGAUGACCACCAUCUAUCAUGCCAUUACGAUGAAGUUAUGGCGGAAAGAUAUUAUUCGUUUAGGAAAGGUAUACGGAGGGAAAUCUCUGAACGAGCACCAUGCGCAGUCCUUCAGGAGCUGGCGGCAAAUUGAGAAAGUCGUUCGAGAAGAAAUGUCCUUCCUUGAAUGUCUGGCAUUUACUGGCCUAUGCAAUGAAGUGAUCGAGUUCAACUCAAAGGAUCGAGAUCAAGUGUAUGAGCACUUGUCAGAGAUGGCCGGCGACCUCAUGCAUGAUGAAAUAAUGCAAAAAAGCUCCUUUGUACGCUCAUCCGAUAUUUCCUUAGACGAUCGCGAGCGAAGUUAUCACUUCAUACAUCUGACCUUCCAGGAGCUUUUUGCCGCGCAAUAUUUUGUGAGGCAUUGGGCAAGGCGCGAUCCCAUUUCAUGUUCGACACUUCGAGGAAGAGAGCCACUCUCCGUUUCAACCACACUCACCACACCUCAGGAAUUUUUCCAGAGGGAGAAAUACAAUCCACGGUAUGCUACGUUGUGGCGCUUUGCUGCGGGUUUAUGCCAAGCUCGUUGGUCCCGAAAUGAUCCAACAUUUACGCUCCUGGAAGAAUAUUUACAGGCCUGGAAUGCCGAGCCUCGGGAUCUCUUAGGUCCUGUGCAUCAACGACUUCUCAUGCACUGCCACAGCGAAGUGACCGUAUCAUCCGAUCUUAUACGUGGUCUCCGAGAGAAGACAGAAAACGAGUUAUUGCAGUGGCUAUUGUUUGAAAGCAACUCCGAAUCGGGUUGCAACUUGGGCCGGGAAAGGGAAUGUCCAGAACAUGUCUUGAACACCAUCUUACAAAAACAGUCCGAAAACACAAACUUUAUGCUUUACGUGCGUUAUCCUUACGACCAAGCGUGUCACCAGCAGCGUUAG